UUGGGGGGGGGGGGGGGGGGGGUAACAUUAAGUAGGUAGUGACAUACAUGCAUUGAUGACCACAAUAUAUACUGUAAAGGUUAUAUUAUACUCCCUCCGUUCCUAAAUAUUUGUCUUUCUAGAUAUUUCAACAAGUGACUACAUACGAAGCAAAAUGAGUGAAUCUACACUCUAAAAUGUCUACAUACAUCCGUAUGUGAUAGUUCAUUUGAAAUGACUAGAAAGACAAAUAUUUAGGAACAGAGGGAGUACUCUGCAAGCAUACACAUCGACGAAUCCAGGAAGUUAGUCAGGCCGAACAUUUAAGCUCUCGAAAUUUGUAGGUACAAAUGCAAGACUGGCCUACCAAAAUUCUUGAAAUUUAACUACUAAAAACGUGAAAAAGGCAUAUCUACUAACAUGGAAUCUUGCCACGUGAAACGUUCACUUGAUGCCAUUUUACUAAAUUGAUUCAUCAAUUUGCACGCACUGCCUUGAGCUAGGCGAAACUUGCCGUCACGAAUGGAUGCCGGUUAUCGAUUCACUUUUCUCAGCAUGCCCUAUGGAUUCGUCUUCCCUCUCCCUGCCGCUCCGGCAGCCGGUGGCGGGGAGGGUAAUCCCGAUGUCUCUGCUCCGGUUAGUAGUUUAGGUUAGGGUUUUUUAGUCCUCCGAGGUGCGGCGCUCGGACGGAUGGCGGUGCUUCUUCUUCUUCUUCUUUAAGUUUGUCUUUCGGGUUUUGAUUCUCCUCGAGUUUGUCCGCUUGGACUUGGAAUCUUAAAGUGUGGUAGAAAGAACUACAUAUAGUUUUUUCUACGACACUUUAGAGUCUUUCUAUUAUAUUAUCUUUGAAUCUACAUAGAAUAGAUUAGUAGAUUGAAAUAGUUAAGUAGUGUAAUUUAAUUUCUUUUUUCAUUGCAUCCACUUAAUUUCAAUCAGGUCAAAAUAAAAAAUCUAAGACAAUUCUUGACCAACCAAUCCAUGGAAGGAAAAAUAAUAAUAAUAAGAAUAGACUAUAGUAAAAUGUAAAAGGAAAAGGAAAAAACUAGUGAAUGUUUCAUGCUUAAAUAUCCCGCGAGAUGCUUCAAAAGAGCAUUAAAAUUAUUGUAAGAAUAAGGAAAGAGUAUAAAACAAAUGGAAAAUGUGUGAUAUGCCGUGAAUAGUUCCGUGGAAGAAAGUCUUAACUUUUGUAUGUAUAGAACCUUUUUUUAACCAUUCGUUAUUUCUAGUAGAAAUUCCAACGGAGCUCCGGCAUAGAUUUCUUUAUAUUCGCAAAAAAGAAUGGAGGUCGGUUCACUGGACGAGUAAGUAAGUUUACUUUAGCUGGUGUUAGGUGGACGGAAGGAGCUAAUAAAGAACCAUGCUCAUAUAGACACGCGGAUAUGGUCUUCUUGUUGACUCGGUACCAUGCACAACACGCAUAGCCAAUUUUUUCCCCAACUGCUACAUGAUGCAUGAGUAUAUAAACACAUAUCCAGCCAGCCAUGAAUCACCACAUCCAUCUCUAGUUUGUAAAGAAUCUGGAGAGCUAGGGCGAUCAAACUGAUCCAUAGUUAGUUGCUUCGAGAAUUAGCUUCCAGCCAUGAGGUUCUCCACUUUAAUGUUUGCGUGGGCUGCGGCGGUGCUGCUCGCCGUGGCCGCCUUAUCGGCGGUGGCGGACGCAUCGCCUCCGCCGUCCAACUUUCUGAAGGUCGGGUUCUACAAGCACACGUGCCCGCAGGCCGAGGACAUUGUGCGCGACGCCGUCCGCCGCGCCGUCGCCCGGAACCCCGGCUUCGCUCCUGGCCUCAUCCGCAUGCAUUUCCACGACUGCUUCGUCAGGGGUUGUGACGGCUCUUUGCUGAUCAACUCGACGCCGGGGAACACCGCGGAGAAGGACUCGGUGGCGAAUAACCCGAGCAUGCGUGGUUUCGAGGUCAUCGACGAGGCCAAGGCAGCCCUAGAGGCGAGCUGCCCGCGCACCGUCUCCUGCGCCGACGUGCUCGCCUUCGCGGCGCGCGACGGGGCAUACCUUGCCGGCGGCAUCAACUAUCGUGUCCCAUCUGGCCGCCGUGACGGCCGCGUGUCAAUUGCCGACGAGGUGCUCAACAACAACGUGCCGCCUCCAACUGAUGAGGUCGCGCAGCUCGUGGCCAGCUUCAAGCGCAAGGGACUCUCCGCUGACGACAUGGUCACGCUCUCAGGUGCACACACCAUCGGUCGCUCUCACUGCUCCUCCUUCACGCAGCGUAUCCACAACUUCUCCGGCGAGGUCGGCCGGACCGACCCGUCCAUUGACAAGUCUUACGCGGCGGAGCUGAGGCGACAGUGCCCUCCAUCGACGGACAACCCGAGCGACCUCACAACGGUGCCGCUGGACCCAAUCACACCGCGGGAGUUCGACAACCAGUACUUCAAGAACGUGCUGGCGCGCAAGGUGCCGCUCACCUCCGACCAAACGCUGCUCACCAGCCCCCGGACCGCCGGCAUCGUUGCGUUCCACGCCGCCGUGGAGAAGGCGUGGCGGGCCAAGUUCGCCGCCGCUAUGGUCAAGAUGGGCAAUGUCGAGGUGCUCACUGGUCACGAGGGGGAGAUCAGAGAGAAGUGCUUUGCCGUCAACCACCACUAGUCAAUCAUUCUAAAACCAUUCCUAUGCAUAGCUAAUAUAAAUAUACAUAUGCUUGUGUGUACGUCAAUCGCAGUGUAUGUUAUUUGUGUAUGUGAUGUCAUUUGUAAAGUGAUUUUCUUGUUAGUUGUUUGUGUACGUCAAAAAGAAUAAUACUAUAUGGAAAAACUAUUUGUUGUGUAUGGGUAAUAAUUUUCA
Triticum aestivum (bread wheat) is the source of this 2779-nucleotide messenger RNA. RefSeq names its product peroxidase 5. The transcript is spliced from 2 exons. Gene Ontology annotation, molecular function: heme binding; peroxidase activity. Gene Ontology annotation, biological process: response to oxidative stress; hydrogen peroxide catabolic process. The record is from RefSeq and is a predicted model, not a curated record. Bases 1559 to 2584 code for a protein of 341 amino acids. Lineage: Eukaryota; Viridiplantae; Streptophyta; Magnoliopsida; Poales; Poaceae.